GUGGGUCUUAGCCACAGCAAAAGGAGCGCAUAAGAACAAGCCAAGGAGGGACGCCAUCAGCCAAGUAUUGACAAAGGACCACUUUGGGAUUAUUUUAGGCUUUGACUGAGUCCGAAUAGAUUCUACGGAAAUCACUUUGAGGUGAAGCUUCGAGGAGGAUGCUCGCACAUUGCGUUGGAGGCAACGCGUUUCUUCGGAAUGUAAUUUUCGUGGGUGUUGUAGCAACGGCCGGUAUUUGUGCGCCACCAGCUACGCGAGCAGGAGGUUCGAGUCCACUGGAUGAAGUAAUUAACGGUAUGAUACCAUUGUUCCGCCUGGACAACCUCAACGGUGCCGUCUUGUCCGGUCAACCUUCAAGCUACAGCUGCUUCACGGCAACGCGUUCGCCCAUCAGCGUUCACUGGGAGGUGAAUGGUUCCCAGGCUUUCGACAGGAAGCAAUUUGAGAUCUUCUACAGCCCUAUGGACACUAUUGGUCCCGAAUCUAAGCUCGUGUUCGCUCGGUACAGCACACUGACCAUCAGGAAGACGGUGAUGCGUACGUGCGUGGCGCUUCGGCAGCACAACUCGCCUUGCAUCCUGGGAUAUCCCUGCGCCCUACCGGUGGACAAGUGCGACGGCCGCUGCCGCUGCCGCAGACCUUUCCUACAGGACGCCUCUGGCUGCCGCAUGAACACGACGCUGAACAGUGGCUGCGACCAGUACCGCUUAUGCCCCGAGGGGGCGCACUGCGUGAACAACGUGUGCGCUUGCAGGCCGGGCUACGUUCCCUGGGGCUUCGGCUGCUUGCGGAGGUUCCUGUCGGGCGACGGCAUGCACAAGGUACACGCGGUCAUCCGGUUCACGCUGACUGCCGUGUUCACCGUUGCCAUGGUGCUUCUCGGCGUCUGGCUCUACCACCACUCCCACAGUCCCUCGCUCAUGCGAGAGCGCUCCGUGGCAAACUGGGAGUACAUGCCCAAGAUGGAUCAGACAUAGUGCGGGCAUUCCCUGCUGGGCAAAAAUGUGGACAUUGUUGAUUUUCUCUGUU
Molecule: messenger RNA, 1029 nt
Organism: Rhipicephalus microplus (southern cattle tick)
Lineage: Eukaryota; Metazoa; Arthropoda; Arachnida; Ixodida; Ixodidae
Source: RefSeq, a predicted model, not a curated record